GUAGGUGUUCUUUUCCGUAACGUUCUAUGUGAACCGCACAUUAAUCGUUAAUCUAACGAUUACCGGACAUCACUACAUGCAUCAUUUUGUUUUCAUUCUAUACCGUUCAAGAUCGCAAUUUAGGAAAUAGGAAAUUCGAUGUAAAGUUUUACGCCGCGCACUUCAGGUUAACGAAUUGGAAACUAUUCUAAAGACUUCUUUCGACUACUACCGAUAUGACAGUAUGAACCGAGACAAAGUUUCCUAUUUUGGCAACACAACAUCUUGUUUUGUUGCCGUCCUCUUCUGGAAGAUUCCACUUGAUAAUGUUUGUUUGUUUUUUGAAUGCAAAAAUUGGACGGCCUGAAGACCCUACUGAAAGAUCGAUUGUAACUCGGCGCGAACAAUUAGCAGUGAGAUUCAGGAAAAUGUCAAUGAACUUCCUGAUUGCCAGUUCAUCUAAUCAUCAUUAAGAACAAGUUACGUUGCUUUGUAAGUCAUACAAAGGAGAGGCAGAGGAAAAUUGAACCAACAAAUACAAUAAAACAGAAACGGCUCCAAACCAGUUAUAAGCGAGUGCAAGAUUCCUCAUCAUGUCGACCGAGUCAUCAGAAGACCAGAGUUUCGAGGAAACGUUGAAAAACUUUCAGAUGCUUACAUCUCUAUCGCUUGAUCCAAUGCGUUCCAAGGCAGCACCAUCAGCGUGUAACAAUCCGUUCCAAAUAGCGUCGGACGAGUUUGACAAAUUCAAGACUAACGAAGCUGUUGUGACGCAGAUAUUUGGAAAGCAUUGUGAGUGUGGGGCCGAUAGAUUGGCUACACCAAAUAGUAAGCAGGGCAGCACAAAUCUUGAACACAGCAUCAUCAAUCCGACAGCGUUCAAGCAUAAGGCCAAGGGUGAGAAGAAAGUAAUCGUACGAGAAUCAACGUUGAAAAAUAUCGGUAAAUGUGUACACCAAAACCUUGCGAAGAAUAACAACGCGAAAGAAACGAUCAAACAGAAACAGUCAACAGCAAGCACACUACUUCCCACUCAAGCUGGUUUGAGGCCAUCACUCUCGGAAAAUAAUCUCGCCAAAUGUUUCAUCAAUGAUGCCAACGAUGAUAUUUUGGACUUCAGGUUACUAGUUGCUCAGUGCAGCGAGAUGACUCUGUCUACAUCUUGCAGUAAGAUGGCAGAUAGUGUUCACUAUACUCAAAACAGUUUCAAAUCGCUUCGACAGCCCGAAUUCUCCGGUUCCCCAAGCGCCCGCCCUAACGCCAAACAUUUUCGCAGAAAUCGCAGGGCACAGCAACUCAAACGGUACAACAGCACUUCAUCGUUGGAAUCGGACAGUAGCAGCAACAGUAGUGGUGUUCCCUUCUGUGGUCUUCUUGGUAAUUGCCCCGGACCGUCGAAUACGUCACCGUCAGCUGCUAGCUCGCAACAACAACAACAACAGACACCACAAUCGAAUCAACAGCAGCACCAAUCUCCGAGUUCUUCAUCGCCUACAUCGUCAGCAUCCUGUUCAACUCAGGCACGACUGAACAGUUCGAUGCCCUGUGAUAUAACCAUCGAUGAAAUGGCAAGCUAUUUCGAAACAUUGGUCCACAUACCGAAAAAGAUGUCCAGCAUGGCGGAGAUGAUGUACAUUUAACUUGUGUGUAAUCAGAAGAAAUUCUCCAGUCCCUUCGCGACCAGAACGUAUGACACGUGCAGGCUUGAAAAAACUGAGUCAUAGAGGAAUAGUUUCUUGUAAGAGAGUAUAUCUGAAUAAAACUGAUGAGCUGGUUUCUAUCGUGUAAAAUUGCUGCAACCUAGACUCAUGAAUUGGAUUUUAAGGCUCAAACUUAGCGGUUAGUGUUCCGUCUAUAAUAAGAUUGGAAAUUGAACAAUAUUUCCUAAAUUGAUCGUAAUGUUCGUCUAAGCAUGUCUAAGCAUCUAUAAGCAUGUUUCGCCACUUUUAUUUCACAUUAUGAGAGCUUAUGAUUAUCACCAAAUGGAAAAAGAACUUUGAACGCUAUCUGCCAACUCGAAGAAGGCGUUGUCAUUGUUCGCUACAAACGUUGUGGAAAGCACCGAGUAUUUCUGAUUAUGGCUAAUAAGCCAUGCAUUGUGAAAAAGUGUCAUUUUUUUUGUGAAACCGAGACGUAAGUUGUUAUGCCAACAUAUUUUAUUCGCAGACCUUUUUGUAAUUGGCAUUUGCUGUGAAAUAUAAUUACAUAACCAUCAAUACAUGAAUAUAUAAGAA
Toxorhynchites rutilus septentrionalis is the source of this 2213-nucleotide messenger RNA. RefSeq lists its product as uncharacterized. Gene Ontology annotation, biological process: cellular response to hydrogen peroxide. The coding region runs from base 573 to 1619 and encodes 348 amino acids. NCBI's taxonomy places the organism in Eukaryota, Metazoa, Arthropoda, Insecta, Diptera, Culicidae. The transcript has 4 exons. The record is from RefSeq and is a predicted model, not a curated record.